This is a messenger RNA of Lottia gigantea (owl limpet), 612 nucleotides long. RefSeq lists its product as hypothetical. Gene Ontology annotation, molecular function: group II metabotropic glutamate receptor activity. The record is from RefSeq and is a predicted model, not a curated record. Gene Ontology annotation, cellular component: membrane. Gene Ontology annotation, biological process: regulation of synaptic transmission, glutamatergic; G protein-coupled glutamate receptor signaling pathway. The annotation marks the transcript as partial. The transcript has a single exon. NCBI's taxonomy places the organism in Eukaryota, Metazoa, Mollusca, Gastropoda, Lottiidae.
UUGAAUAUUCCUGUGGUAUCCUACGCGGCGUCGACUCCUGAUCUGGAUGAUAGAACAAACUUUCCAUACUUUAUCCGAACUGUUCCAAGUGAUAAAGACCAAGCUGAAGCAAUGUUGGCCGUGAUUCAGGCAAUGGGGUGGGAAUAUGUUGACAUAUUAUUUGUUGCUAACAAUUAUGGAACCAAGGGAAAAGAUCAAUUUGUAAGGGUUGCCGAAGAAAACGGUGUAUGUGUCGGGGAACCCAUGCCUAUCAGUGAAACAAAUGCAGAUGAACCAGCUCUGUACAAAACAGUCCUAGAACUAAAAAAUCGUCAAGCUAAGAUUGUGGUGUUUUUCGGGAUUGACACACGAUACUCUGACGUGGUAAAGAUUUUAAACAGUGGUCAAGAUUAUGGAGACUUUAUAUUCUUAGCCAGCGAGGAGUGGGGAACAAAACAGCAAUUGUUACUGGACGGGGGAAAAGCUGCCCGGGGAACUCUAACACUUGAUCUCGCAUCACCACAGGUUGAAACUCAAGAAUUUAGAACAUAUAUGUUGUCAAGGAACCUUGAAAAUACUCAAUAUAAUCCAUGGUUUAGUGAAUUUUGGCAACAUCUAUUUAAAUGUAAUAUC